UUGAAGGAGGAGCCUAAAGGCUGACAGUAUCUCUUUAGCUUAAUAACUAGUAGUUCUAAUUUGGUAUUUUAUACUCUUAGCACACCACACAAAUGAGUGAUGAGGAAGAGGAUGAUGAUGGCUGUGACCUUUUCGUUGACUCCGAGAAGGAGGAGGAAGAUAUUGAGGACAUUGAAGAAAAUACUAGACCUAAAAGAAGCAGACCUACAUCGUUUGCUGAUGAGCUGGCUGCCCGCAUCAAAGGGGAUGCCAUGGGCCGAGUGGACGAGGAGCCUACAACCUUAUCCUCAGGAGAAGCAAAACCUCGGAAGACACUCAAAGAGAAGAAGGAAAGGAGAACUCCUUCAGACGAUGAAGAGGAUAACUUAUUCACACCCCCCAAGCUGACCGACGAGGACUUCUCGCCAUUUGGCUCUCGAGGCGGCCUGUUCAGUGGGGGAAAAGGGCUCUUUGAUGAUGAGGACGAGGAGAGUGACCUCUUCAUGGAAGCCCCCCAGGAUCGGCCAGCUGGAGGCUCUGUUAAGGAGGGUAAGCUGGGGCUGGUCAGCUGCGUCUCGGUGUGCAGAGUUCCUUCUCACUAGGAGAUGGAACCCCGG
Piliocolobus tephrosceles (Ugandan red Colobus) is the source of this 596-nucleotide messenger RNA. Its product is annotated as WASH complex subunit 2A-like. The transcript has 5 exons. Bases 93 to 581 code for a protein of 162 amino acids. The record is from RefSeq and is a predicted model, not a curated record. Lineage: Eukaryota; Metazoa; Chordata; Mammalia; Primates; Cercopithecidae.